AUUGACUUGGGAAAAAGAAAAAGAAGAAAAGAGAAACUCAAAAAAGAGAAGCUCAUUGGAAAGAUCUAGAAUCUCUACAGCUCCCCCGGAGACUCCCAAGAGAUUCGAACAGCAUUCGUGUAGAGUGUGGAGUUCCUCUGAGCGGCCGGAGACAUUGUUUACGAUCCGCCGCACGCCACCGUGAGUGUCGACCCGCAAUUUCACCCAAUCGCGGGGAUGGGGUCUUAUGUUUUGUUGCCUCCUGCACAUCGCCAUGUGGAUCCCCUUCAUCCUGAGAUUUUGGAGCAAAAAUUAGCUUCUCAGAAAGAAGAAAUUGAGCAGCUCGUUGAAGAUAACCAUCAAUUGGCAUCUACUCACGUGGCCUUGAGGCAUGAUCUCGCUGCAGCUCAGGAAGAAAUCGAGAGACUCAAAGAACAUAUCAGGAGCAUACGAGCAGAAAGUGAUAUCCAGAUUCGUAUCAUAUCGGAAAAGAUGGCGAAGAAGGAAGGGGACAUUCAAGCUUCUAAUAGGUUCAGGAAGGAUCUUCAACAAGCCAUUAGCGAGGCGCAAAAAAUAGCAACGACUAAUCGAGAGUUGAGUGCUAAAUUAGUGCAUGCUACAGAAGAACUGGAGAAAGCUCGUUCUGAGUUGAAGAACUUGCCACAAAUGCAAACCGAGCUCGAUAAAUUGCAGAAAGAAUACCUAAAGUUGCGCAAGACAUUUGACUAUGAGAAAGGUCUAAAUGUAACUCAAGUUGAAAACAUGAAGCUUAUGGAGCUCGACCUUGUCGGCAAGGCCAGUGAAUUGGAAAGGUUGCAGGCUGAGUUGUUAAAUGCCGAGAGGAAAGUUCAAGUUAAUAACUCGUUUGUUCAUCCAUAUACGCACCAAAUGUCUCAUCCUAUGCCUAGUAACAUGGCUUACCCGGAUGGAUAUGGAAUGCCUCCUCAUGCCACCCAAUUGGGUAUUCACCAUCCCUUGGGAGAAGGGAUAAUUCCCUAUGGAGCUGCUCCUAUCGGACCUGGUGUUGGAAGUGCAAACUUUGCCUGGGGACAACAAAGACCUUAUUAGAGGCUUGAGGCUUCUUCACAUGGUAGGUUGUAUAUUGCAUUUCCCUUUCAGCUGGAGAUUUCUUUUGUCUUCCCCAAUCCCCAUCAGUAAUUACAGAGAAAAAAAGCAACUAGUGGUGGUAAUGACGUACCAUGUGAAUUCUCUCCCUGUUUGCUUCUGUGAUCCAUAACAGGCACUCAAACUCUUAUCAUUUUGCUUUUGAUUUGUUCUGGAGUAUGCAGAGCAUGAUGACUUGAAUCAUAUACCACUAAUGCCAGUUUGCGGAUUAUGAUUUUGUAGUUUCUUCCCCCCCCACCCCUGCCUAGACUCGCUUAACAUGUGUUUAUUCCAUACUUAAAUGAGAGGGAAUGAAGAUACUUUUAUGAGAAGGUUGCGUGAAAG
Molecule: messenger RNA, 1428 nt
Organism: Cuscuta epithymum
Lineage: Eukaryota; Viridiplantae; Streptophyta; Magnoliopsida; Solanales; Convolvulaceae
Source: the annotation of a GenBank genome assembly